AUGCCAGACCUUGAGUCGCUUGCGCUCAGCAACGCGAAAAAGUCCAAGACGCUGUUUGCGGACACGGAGAGCGUCGCAGCAAGGAAACGGCAAAAGUUUAGUACCGAGACGGAAUUGGAGAAGCAGGCCAUUUCCAUUCGACUACGCACCGAAUAUGCCCAAGUCAAGGAGCUCCCCCCUGCGCUGGCCGCCAAACAAGUCAGCGCUCUGAGCGCCAGGAAAAAGAAGAGCAAAGGCACGGCUGUCGAGGGCGCCCCAGCUCCAGAAGAACAGAGGACACAAAAGCUCAUUGAAGGAAUCGCCGAGAAAACCACUUCGUCGCCACAGACACUGGGCUCCUCAACUGCCCUAGUGCAAAGAACCAAGCAACCCUUCACCUCGACCACAAGAGCCAGGGACGAGCCCUCCAAUCAGUUGACCACGGCCCGCGCUCAAGCCAUACAUCAGAUCAGGCCCGACUGGCACCCACCAUGGAAGCUCAUGAGGGUCAUCUCUGGCCAUCUCGGCUGGGUACGAGCUUUGGCUGUUGAGCCCAACAACCAGUGGUUUGCCAGCGGCGCCGGCGAUCGAACCAUCAAGAUUUGGGAUCUUGCCACCGGCAACCUCAAAUUGACUCUGACCGGCCAUAUAUCCACCGUGCGCGGACUGGCCAUUUCGCCCCGACACCCAUACCUUUUCUCUUGCGGUGAGGACAAGAUGGUUAAGUGCUGGGACUUGGAAACGAACAAGGUCAUACGCCACUACCAUGGGCAUCUAAGCGGUGUCUAUACAAUGUCUCUGCACCCCACUCUCGACGUCCUAGUCACUGGUGGUCGGGAUGGUGCUGCCAGAGUAUGGGACAUGCGAACGCGAAGCAACGUCCAUGUGCUCUCUGGCCACAAGCAAACCGUCGCCGACGUGAAAUGUCAAGCAGCCGACCCUCAGGUCAUCAGCGCAUCCCUCGACGCAACAGUACGACUAUGGGAUCUGGCAGCUGGUAAGACCAUGGGGGUUUUGACACACCACAAAAAGGGUGUACGUGCGCUUGCUCUCCACCCGACUGAAUUUACCUUCGCCUCAGCCAGUACUGGAAGCAUCAAACAAUGGAAGUGCCCCGAGGGCGCUUUCAUGCAAAACUUUGACGGCCACAAUGCCGUCAUAAACUCUCUGGCUGCCAACGAGGAGGUCCUGUUCUCAGGUGGCGACAAUGGCUCCAUGAGCUUCUGGGACUGGAAGUCGGGUCACAGGUACCAAUCGCUAGACUCGAUUGCGCAACCUGGAUCUCUAGAUGCUGAGGCCGGUAUCAUGAGCUCCACUUUCGAUCAGACCGGUUUGCGACUGAUAGUAGGAGAAGCGGAUAAGACCAUCAAGAUUUGGAAGCCGGAUCCGGAUGCGACACCCGACACACACCCGCUGGAGUGGAAACCGACUCUAGGCCGACAGAAGUACUAG
Messenger RNA from Truncatella angustata, 1431 nucleotides. Its product is annotated as putative pre-mRNA splicing protein. The transcript has a single exon. Lineage: Eukaryota; Fungi; Ascomycota; Sordariomycetes; Amphisphaeriales; Sporocadaceae. Bases 1 to 1431 code for a protein of 476 amino acids. Gene Ontology annotation, molecular function: protein binding. Gene Ontology annotation, cellular component: Prp19 complex; precatalytic spliceosome; catalytic step 2 spliceosome. The record is from RefSeq and is a predicted model, not a curated record. Gene Ontology annotation, biological process: mRNA splicing, via spliceosome.